UGUUUUUGUUUACAUGUCAGCCGUGCAAAGACGGCAAUUUGGUUGGAAAACCUUGAAAUCCGUCAAAAUAAAUUGGAUUUAUCAAAAAUUUGCCGAAAAAUAGGUGCACUGUGAUCCGAAUAUUAAUAUUAUGAGUGAUUAGUUAGGUCGUGAUUAUACCGUACAUCGGAUAGUUAUAAAAAUGUAUAAGUUAUUUCUAAUUUUAGUGAUAUUCUCUGUGAAACAUUCUGUCAGUCAAACUAAUGAAGAGUGGACUGGACGUUGGUUUCCUACAGAUCCAAUGAUACAACGUGAAGCACAUGGCGGAAUUCCAAUGGGUGAAAUUGAAAAUUGUGAUGAUGGCAAAACUCACUUAGAUGUUGAUUAUGCUGGAACUCCCGAACAAUAUACAUGCUUUGGAAACAGAUUGUUGUACUUGCCAAAUCCAGAAAUUCAUCCAGUAUUAGAACAUGAUCACAUUCCAAAAGCAUAUAGUGCACCACAUUACUGUAUGAAUGAAACAAUCACCUACAAACGUACAAUUCCUAGUUUUGGUGGGCAUAGACCUGUUUGGCCUCAGUAUGGUGAAUACAACUACUUACCAACUCAGCGAUGGCUGCACAGUUUGGAACAUGGAGCAGUAGUUAUGUUGUAUCAUCCCUGUGCAAACUACAAUGAAGUAGUACAUUUGAAAGAUAUCGUUCGUAAUUGCAUGUAUAGACACAUCAUCACCGCCAGCAAUGACUUACAUCAGGACAGGCCAUUAGCGUUGUUAACAUGGGGAAACCGAAUGUUUAUGUCGAAAUUUGAUGCGCCCAUUGCCGUCAAAUUUAUCUCGACUUACGCUAACCGAGCACCGGAAACGACAACGAAAAAUGGCGGAUAUUCGAUGGGGUUGACCCAACCAGCAAAGAAAGUCUCAAAUGAGAAAGAUAACAAGAUCUGUGAGAAGUUUACACAGAUUUAUUCCCUAUAAAUGCAUCUAUGUGCUUAAUUAUACCUAUUUGCUUGAGCCGAAAGCAUCAAAAGUAUAUCAAACAUUCAAUAAGAUUAUCCAAAGUAUUAUAUAUGUGUGACUAUGAAACUGAAAUAAACAGUGAAAAUUCA
Messenger RNA from Dalotia coriaria, 1086 nucleotides. RefSeq lists its product as uncharacterized. Lineage: Eukaryota; Metazoa; Arthropoda; Insecta; Coleoptera; Staphylinidae. The transcript has 6 exons. The coding region runs from base 182 to 955 and encodes 257 amino acids. Gene Ontology annotation, cellular component: cytoplasm. The record is from RefSeq and is a predicted model, not a curated record.